Molecule: messenger RNA, 165 nt
Organism: Phaethon lepturus (White-tailed tropicbird)
Lineage: Eukaryota; Metazoa; Chordata; Aves; Phaethontiformes; Phaethontidae
Product: pleckstrin homology-like domain family A member 1
Exons: 2
Source: RefSeq, a predicted model, not a curated record
AUGGUCAAAUGGAAGUCGGUGCGCAAGGAGGUGCCCCAGCCCCGGCGGGCGAUGGAGAUCUUGCCCUCAGUCCAAUGCCAACCUCAACCCCGAGCCCAACCCUACCUUGAACCUCAACUCCAGCUUCAACCCCAAACUCAACCUCAAUCCAAACCCCAACCUCAA